UGGGAAGCUCGUUGUGGUUGGAUAUGCUGAUCGUACCAUUUUUUUUGCAGUCGAAAGCUUCCGCUGCCUCCUUCAAGACCUCUUCUCGACGCUGUCCAUCCUCUUCGUUGAAAACAUGUCGUGCGUCAUCUCCAGUGUGGUCGUGUUUGGUGUGUUGGCCAAGCUGUUUGGCUCGAGCAACGGAACCGACGACUCGAAGAAGCAAGGAGCGUAUGGCUCCAUCCCAAUCCACAAAGAAAGCAAGCUGGCGCAGCUGUCGCAUCCGUGGGAAGUGAUCGCGGCGGUCAAGAUGCUGGUCAAGGAAAAGCUGGUCGGGCCCAAACAGUUGCCCACCAACUUGAACGCUGACGACGCGUGGUGCUUCAAGAUGGUCAAGAAAGUCAGCCGCAGUUUCACCCUGGUGAUCGUGAACCUCCCCGAGGAACUUCGCUUGUCCAUUUGCGUGUUCUACUUGGCGCUGCGCGCGCUGGACACGGUCGAAGACGACAUGAAGCGCAUCGACAACGCGACCAAGAUCAAAAUGCUGCAUGAGUUCUACUUGCAACUGUACGACACGAAGCUAUCGAUCCAUGGCAUCGGCGAAGGCGACGAGGCCACCGUGUUAGAGCAAAUCGCGUUCAUGAACCGGUCGUUCGCGUCGCUGCCGACGUCCCACCAAGAGAUCAUUGCCGACAUCACCAAAAAGAUGGGUGCCGGCAUGGCCGAGUUCGUCGAGGUGGACAUGGGCCAAGGCACCGUGCGCACCGCCGACUACGACAAGUACUGCUACUACGUCGCGGGACUAGUCGGCGAAGGGCUGAGCCGGCUGUUUUCGGCCAGCGGGCUGGAGGCGCCGUCGGUGGGCUCGCUCACCAUGCUAAGCAACUCGAUGGGGUUGUUCCUUCAAAAGGUCAACAUCAUCCGCGACUACUUGGAGGACUUUGUCGAAGGGCGGACGUUCUGGCCCCAGGAGAUUUGGAAGAAACACAUGGGCAACCUCGGUGACAUGCGCGACGUGAGCAAGCAACCGGCGAGCCUCGCCUGCUUGAACGAAAUGGUGUUUGACGCGCUGCGCCACAUCCCCGACUGCAUGACGUACCUCUCGGGCAUCCACCACCCGGACGUGUUCUUCUUUUGCGCGAUGCCGCAGGUGAUGGCGGUCGCCACGCUCGCCAAGCUGUACAACAACCCGCUCGUGUUUACUGGCGUCGUCAAGGUGCGCAAAGGCACGGCCGCGUUUCUCUUGGAGCAUGCCGUGUCCAUGCCCAAGGUCCGCGGUAUGUUCAGCAACUACGUCCAGGACAUCCAGGCCAACGGCACCCACACGCCGGCACGCCAGGCGGUUCUAGACAUGGCCCUGCAAGCGAUUCACAAUGAUGUGCUGGAGAUGCCAAACUUGAGCGGCGUCGCCAUCGCCGCCUUCGUGGCGCUUGUGGGGUCCUUAGGGUACCUUGUCACAGCCAACGGGUUCGUGCUGCCGCCCCUCACCGCCUCGUUCGACGUGGUUGUGGUCGCCGUGGUGUUUGCCAGCGUCGCGCUUUUGCUCUCGUUCGGACUGUCGCCGUUUGUCCAGUUGGAGCAGCAACACGCGACGAAGAAGACCGAGUAAGUGCAUACUGUACACAUACAGCGUGGAGGGGGAUGUACUAGUUAGUACAUUGUACAUAUAGCCAUAAGACAAGGAAAUGCUGCUUUGUGUGUUUUUAGUAUGGGGGAGGUUAACUAUGAACUAAGCUUACUACUGGAAGGACUACAUUGUAGUAGAAAUCAAGUUUAGCAUUGGUCACUCCUAAGUUGGACAGAUAGGAUGAUGAAGGUCCAUCAAGUCCUCGUCGAGAAACGUGCCGCCAUUCGACGUCCGGCAAAACUGCUCUUCCAACGACCGCAAGCGCGUAUUUGUCACCUAUGUCAAUAUAUAUAAAUUGAUGUCAUUCGGGAA
This is a messenger RNA of Aphanomyces astaci, 1918 nucleotides long. RefSeq names its product farnesyl-diphosphate farnesyltransferase. Gene Ontology annotation, cellular component: endoplasmic reticulum membrane. Gene Ontology annotation, molecular function: squalene synthase [NAD(P)H] activity. NCBI's taxonomy places the organism in Eukaryota, Oomycota, Saprolegniomycetes, Saprolegniales, Verrucalvaceae. The transcript has a single exon. Bases 116 to 1588 code for a protein of 490 amino acids. The record is from RefSeq and is a predicted model, not a curated record. Gene Ontology annotation, biological process: lipid biosynthetic process; farnesyl diphosphate metabolic process.